AUGUAUCGGCAGGUCCUGGUUCAGGAAUGCGACCGCGAUUUACAAUUAAUCCUCUGGCGCUCCAAUGAGAACGAACCUUUAAAGACUUUAAGGCUUAACACGGAACACAUCCGUCUCCUGCACGCUCCUCCUCAGCUGCUUCUAGCCGCCGUUCGCGAGACGGUAUGGCCCGUAUCGGGGCGCACGCUUGCGCGCACCGUAUCGCAACAAUGCGUCACCUGUCGCCGCGCAGCUGGCAACACUUCUGCUCCUUUGAUGGGCGCUCUGCCUUCUCAGCGCGUAACGCCUGAUUUUCCUUUCCUUAGUGUCGGCGUAGACUUCGCCGGUCCCUUUAUGAUUACAGACAGGCAUGGCAGAGGUUGCAAAAUAACAAAGUGCUAUUUAGCUAUAUUUGUUUGUUUCCGGUACAAAUGUUUGCAUUUAGAGGCAGUAAGCACGCUGUCGACGGAUUCGUUCAUACUUUCGCUGCGACGUUUUAUCUCUCGUAGAGGGCGACCUCGCGAAAUAUUCUGCGAUAAUGGACGUUAUUUUGUAGGAGCGGCCAAGGAAAUUAGCGAUUACCUUACUUCAAACUCAGACACGGUUUGCAAUUUUGCAGCAAAUGAGGGAAUACAAUUUAAAUUCCAACCGGCAUAUGCUCCUCACUUUGGUGGUUUGUGGGAAGCAGGAGUCAAAUCGGCAAAAUUUCACCUCAAUCGUAUAUUAGGUAACGCUCAUUUAACCUAUGAAGAAUUGGCAACUCUCUUCAGUCAGGUAGAAUCUAUCCUUAACAGUCGUCCUUUAUGUCCUUUGUCGUCUUCACCAAACGAUUUCCAACCCUUAACCCCAGGUCACUUCAUCAUCGGCCGCGCGCUCACUUCGUUGCCGUCGCCCCACCUCGCGGAUAUAAACCCAAACCGUUUAGAUAGGUUUCAGAGGCUCGAGGCAUUAAGACAGCAAUUCUGGCGGCGCUGGCAAUUGGAAUACGUCUGCGAGCUCCAACAACGGACGAAGUGGCGUGUUCCAGGACGAGAUCUUCAACUGGGUGACCUGGUCCUCAUCAAGGAAGAGAAUACUCCUCCCCUACACUGGCGGCUUGGACGAAUCGCCAAAUUGUUUCCUGGCGCCGACGGGAUUUCGCGAGUGGCCGAAGUUGCCACAGUAACGGGCACUUAUAAACGAGGUGUGAAGUACCUCUGCCCACUGCUGGACGACACUCAUGAAGCCUUGAAGGCUGACGCCUCCAAGGGCCCCCAGGAUGUUGCGGCUCCUACCAACGAAGGGGAAGCGGGGACCGUACACCACUAAACCAGUUGGCCCAUCGGCCGCGCCCCCCGCCGUCUCUAUAGACGCCUAG
Molecule: messenger RNA, 1336 nt
Organism: Cydia amplana
Lineage: Eukaryota; Metazoa; Arthropoda; Insecta; Lepidoptera; Tortricidae
Exons: 2
Coding region: 1-1287 (428 amino acids)
Biological process (GO): DNA integration
Molecular function (GO): nucleic acid binding
Source: RefSeq, a predicted model, not a curated record